Molecule: messenger RNA, 1368 nt
Organism: Exaiptasia diaphana
Lineage: Eukaryota; Metazoa; Cnidaria; Anthozoa; Actiniaria; Aiptasiidae
Exons: 1
Coding region: 16-834 (272 amino acids)
Source: RefSeq, a predicted model, not a curated record
CUGUUCUAGACGAACAUGGGAAAAACAGGUCAAGUCAGUAGAGAAACCACCUUUUUCAUCGAACCCGUCGUGKACAUCUUUCAAUCAGGAMGUUUCUUGAUUCCAGGAGUGAGCAUAGACAUUCAGAUCGACUACAAUGACAAUGCCUUGGUGGUGAUGGCAGCCACAGGUUCUACCUACAAGUUUAAAAUCACCAAAGCCGUGCUCCUGGUGCGUCACGUCAAGUGUUCCUAUGCCACGACCCUGGAAGUGCAGAAAAAUCUAGGUGAAAAAAAGCUGACAGCCAUCUAYCCCAUCCGUACCACCAAACCCAUCCGUCACACUCUGGAAUCCAAUCAACAAUCUUUCACGUUCAACGACAUCUUCCAACAAGCCGUCCCCGACAUUGUGACCAUGGGUAUGGUGAAAUCGACCCAAUUCAAUGGAGCCUACGACAAAACCCCCUUCCAGUUUGUGUUGGACAGUUUGAAGAGUGUGCGUUGGUUGCUGAAUGGUAUGGAACGCCCCAUUGCCCGUCUGGAAAUCUUGUCCCCCGACAAGUUGGAAGCGUACCACACCUYGUUUGAAUCGAGUGGAAAUUUUCAUCGUGGAUUUACACCAGGUAUAAAAAGAGAAGACUACAACAAUGGGUUUGCCUUGAUGCGGUUCAACUUCACGCCAGAUGGGAAAGAUGCCAAGAAUUACACCUACAAGAGAAACAGAGGCACUCUAGAAUUGCAUUUGGAAUUCACAUCCAAUCUUACAUCCAAUCUGACGUUGUUGCUGUUGCCGGAAUUCGAGAAUGAAUUGUACAUCGAUCCCAACAAGGUAGUGUCCAUGAAAAACAAUUACUAAGAUGACAAGAAAAGGAGGACUCGACAGUAAUCAGUUGCGAUGGUUGGUGGCGCAAGACCCUCAUCUAAGAAACCGAUUUUUGGGAGUCUUUGCAGCCGACGAACUUCCCCUGCUCCAGGACGUCCCUCGUCCGAGUGGAUUGAUUGUCAAUUCCGACCCGUCCCACCGACCCGGGACGCACUGGGUGGCCAUCUAUUACGGGGAAGACGGACAAGACGAAUUCUUCGACAGCUACGGGAAAUCCCCGAGCUCGUACGUGAGAGCGUGGCAGAAUCAUCUGAACCCAGGGUACGAGUACAGCAGCAASAUUCUUCAAGGCGACGACACGACCGUGUGUGGACAUUAUUGCGUUUUUUACUUGAAACAGAAAAGUCUCGGACGAACGUUAAAAGGAGUAACUGACCGGUUUCACGGUCCCAAGUCUGCGAACGAUCGUAAAAUUUGUCAUUGGGUGUGUCGCAACUCUCAAUUGUUAAAACUUCACAAAGCUCGAGAAUUUUGUCAAAGUUCGGUUUGCGUGCGUGAAGGCACGCG